UUUUUCCCAGCAGAAGCAUUAAACAACUUCUACUCAAAUGUUAUUUAAGGUUUAUUCAACUAAGUAAACUAAUGUUUAAUAUUAAUACAUGUAAAAUACAUGUGUUGUACUUGAAAUUGUAAUGUAUGUAAGAUAAGUGUGUGUGUUUUCUGCGUAAUGAGGUUGUGGUCGUCACCAUUUGCCAAGUGUGGUUGUGUGUGUCCCUGUCCCAUCCAUGUCCCCUAGGGAUCUAGGAGGCCAAAUCCAGCUAUAUUUUACUGGACUUUGACCUCUCAACUCCUAUCGCAGCUUAUGGGGGUGAAGAAGAAUGACGAUUGUUUAUAAUUUAUCCAGAGUUGAACCACAUUGGUAUCUCGGGAGUGGGGGAUAUUGGCUUGUCUUGCACUAGAGUGGUGGGUUAGUGUCUGAACUUGUACUAAAACUCUACAAUAACUAGAAAUGAAAUAUUAAUGCAAAUAUUCUCAACAACUCGACAGCAAGCUUGCCAGCCGCUUUCCUGCAAUUUCGCUACAGUGAGGUCAUUGAGUCUACUAUGAAAAACACGGAUUUUUCACUCAUCAAGCGCCCAGACGUCAGUUCAAACAAUGGCGCCAAACUUGUGUUGUUAUAUGGAUGGCUGAACGCCAGUCAGCGCGCUGUGCAGCGCUUCGUCGAUUUGUAUCACGAGUCAGGCUACGACGUGCUUUAUAUUCCUGGGCGCGUGAUCCAGUUUGCAUGGCCCCCGCUGUCGAUGAAGCUAGCCCGGCAGGUGCUCGCUACGGUCAGCGAACUUGGGCACUACGAGCACCUGCUCUGCCACGCCAUCUCUAUCGGCGCCUACAACCAUACCAGUUGUAUGAUGCUCCUACAGGAGAACCCAACGAUGUUCCAAUCCUUCAGGAAUCGUCUCCGUGGGGUCAUCUUUGACAGCCUGACCCUGGGGUCCACGAAGCGCAUGAUUUCCGGCGUCAGGCACGGUCUGUCCCAGAACCCCCUGGUGCAGUCCCUCAUCCCUCGCCUCCUGUCUGUCUAUCUGUGUGUAACCUACAAAUAUACUCUCAAUUUUUUUGAGAAAGGAGUGCAGCUUUUUCAGGACUUUCCCUUACAGGUGCCGACUUUGUUCGUGUAUAGCCGAGACGAUCCAAUGUGUGAUGCUGACCUGGUGGAUGCCAUUAUCAAAAAUUGGCGGGAAAAUUUGAAAAUGACAGUGUCGUUUAUAUGUUGGACGAAAUCUAAGCACGCGAUGCAUUUAAAAACCAAUACAGAAGACUAUAAAAAGGCUUUUAGUGAUUUUAUGGACUGUGUAGCUCGACACUGGGAGGAUACCAUUUGUAAAUCGAAGCUGUAAUGUACUAUUUUCAGGGAAAUAAAAACCAUUGCAUACCGGUUUUUAUUUUUAUUGGUAUUGUCUGGUACUUUUAGAUGUUCUUUAGUCGUGAAUCUUAAUAUAUACAUCGUACGUCACAUACUGAUAGAAACACACUGUAUUACUUGUAAAUCAAAACUAUAGUGUAUUUCAUAAUAGAUUGUAAAUUAAACUAUAAUACAGUAUUACUAUGGUCAGUCUCUUGAAGAUUGUAAUGAAUAAUUUGUAUCAAAUUUUGUAAAUGUAUGUUAUAACAAUAUAACUUUGAAUACAAUUUAUUCGGACGAACAAUUUAUUAUUCGAUUUUCU
Messenger RNA from Magallana angulata, 1654 nucleotides. RefSeq lists its product as uncharacterized. Gene Ontology annotation, molecular function: serine hydrolase activity. The transcript has 4 exons. The record is from RefSeq and is a predicted model, not a curated record. NCBI's taxonomy places the organism in Eukaryota, Metazoa, Mollusca, Bivalvia, Ostreida, Ostreidae. The coding region runs from base 533 to 1327 and encodes 264 amino acids.